Molecule: messenger RNA, 521 nt
Organism: Bubalus bubalis (water buffalo)
Lineage: Eukaryota; Metazoa; Chordata; Mammalia; Artiodactyla; Bovidae
Product: 60S ribosomal protein L22-like 1
Exons: 1
Coding region: 29-397 (122 amino acids)
Biological process (GO): cytoplasmic translation
Cellular component (GO): ribosome
Molecular function (GO): RNA binding; structural constituent of ribosome
Source: RefSeq, a predicted model, not a curated record
CUCUCUCAUCGCGCGGCAAGCCUUCAAGAUGGUGCUGAAGAAAGACAAGAAGCCUAAGAAGUCAACCUGGAAGUUUAAUUUGGAUCUUACUCAUCCAGUAGAAGAUGGAAUUUUUGAUUCUGGAAAUUUUGAACAGUUUCUGCGGGAGAAGGUUAAAGUGAAUGGAAAAACUGGAAAUCUUGGGAAUGUCGUUCACAUUGAACGCUUCAAGAAUAAAAUCAUAGUCGUUUCUGAGAAACAGUUCUCUAAAAGGUAUUUGAAGUACCUUACCAAGAAAUACCUUAAAAAGAACAAUCUUUGUGAUUGGCUUCGUGUGGUUGCAUCUGACAAGGAGACUUAUGAGCUUCGUUACUUCCAGAUUAGUCAAGAUGAAGAUGAAUCUGAGUCUGAGGACUAGAUGAUGCCAUCCUUCACAGGGCUUUGCUUGCUAAUAAAACUAAUUAAGCAUACAAAAGAAAGAAACAUCUUGAAAUGGACCUUUAGCUUAUCAGUGAAUAAAAAACAUUACUCUGUAUGUUAAA